Coturnix japonica (Japanese quail) is the source of this 1723-nucleotide messenger RNA. It is a transcript of the gene CFAP45, whose product is annotated as cilia and flagella associated protein 45. The record is from RefSeq and is a predicted model, not a curated record. Lineage: Eukaryota; Metazoa; Chordata; Aves; Galliformes; Phasianidae.
CCCCCUUCGCGUCGCGUUGCCAUGGGAACGAGCCGCCAUUGCUGUUGUGUUGACGGAGCGGGACGGUGCAAGGCCUCACCGGACCCAGCGCUCACACAACCGGCUCCAUGAAAUCCUACAGCCGCUACCGGACACGGGCACGGAGCACCGAGGUGGAUGAGAGCCUGUUUGGGCCCCCCGGCCCCAUCGUGCUCCUACAAGAUGCGCGCAGCGCUCCCAAAUCCGCCUCCUGUUCUCAGCACCGCCCCGAAACCAUCCAGCUGCUCAGCAACGACCACGUCCGCAGCCUCGUCGUCCCCACAGAGAACCCGGUGCCAUCCCUCAUCAUCAGCCUGCAGGACUUCCAGCGCAUCCAGGAGUCAUCCCGAGUGCUGAGCAAGGAGCAGCGUGAAGCUCAGCUGGCAGCCAGGAAAGCACAGAAGGAGGCUCAACUUGAAGCCAUGAAUGAGCGUAAGACAGAGGGGAAGCGCAAAGCCCUCCUGCAGCAGAACAAGCCGAGUGACCUGGAGCAGGAGGCAAAGGAACGUGCCCAGCAUCUGCUGCAGCGAGCAAACAGGAUGCGCAUGGAACAGGAGGAUGAGAUCAAGGAGUUCAGCGAGAUGCUCAUGGGUGUGAAAUGCCACAUGAUCCGCGACACUCAGAUCCUGGAGAAGAGGCAGAUAGCCAAAGAGAUGGAGGAGGAGGAGAAACGCCUGGCCAGGAUGAUGGAGGUGGAGAGGCAGAGGACCAAUGAGAUGCAGGAGGAGCUGGAACAGAGGAGGAAGCAGGAGAUGAUCAAGGGUAGACAGGAGCUGGUGAGGCAGAUAGAGAAGAACGCGGAGGAUCGGGCGCUGAGGGCUGAGCAGAAGGACCAGGAGACCCAGGAGAUGCUGCGGUACCUGGAGCACCUGAAGAUGGAGGAGCUGAAGGAGUUGGAGCAGAAGAAGGAGCAGCAGAAGAAAAUCCAGGCUGAGAUAAAACGCAUCAACGAUGAGAAUCAGAGGUUCAAGAAGGAGCAGCUGGAGAAGGAGAAGGUGCUCGAGUACCAGCGGCUGAAAAUGGAGAGGGAGGCAGAGCUGGAAGCUGAGCAGGAGAAGAUCCGUCGGGAGAAGGAGAAGGAGACGGCGCGGCUCAGGGCCAUGCAGGAGAAGGCCCUCGACCAACAGGCAGAGAAGGAUGCACUGAGAGCCAAACGCAGCCAGGAGGCGGCUGAACGGGAAUGGAGGAGGAAGGAGAAGGAGAAAGCACAGAAGAAGGCUGAGAUGGAAGAACAGCUGCGACAGGGCCGUAACAAACAGAUUGCUGAUAGGGAGCACUGCAUGGCUGUGCAGGUGAUGAGGGACCGCAAGGACUUCGAGCGCAUCCUCCGGGCCCAGCAGGAGCAGAUAGAGAAGGAGAAGGCAGAGGAGGCUCGGAGGGCAGCCCUGCAGUUGGCCCACGCCGAUGAUAUCCGACGGCAGAUAAAGGAGCUGCAGCAGCUGAAGGCCCAGGAGCGCAUGGCUGCAUUCGAGGAGAGCAAGAAGCUGAAGGAGGAAGUUGAGAAACGCAACCGACGCAUCGCUCAGCUCAAACAGCAGAAGCUCAAGGAGUUCAGGGCUUCUGGCAUCCCAGAGAAGUACUGUGCCCAGGUGGAGCGGUGGGCACGGGCUGAGGCUCAGCCCCCCACGGAGUAGAAAGCAGCAGCUCAAGAGUUUCGUCUUUCUUAGGGCAGAGUUGUCUACAAACAAGAGAUAUUUAUGGAGCA